AUGCUCGAUAAAUAUAAGAAUUCAUUAAUGAGUUGUAGUGCAUUUAAAGAGAGUGGUGUAUUAAAGGGAUGGGGGGAGAGGCUUUUGAUAUAUGAUCUGAUGCAAUAGGUAAAGGAUUGAUAUAUACAGAGAUACUCAGGUAUAUUGAUGUCAAGGGUUAAACAUAAAAGUAGUUGUUAAUUCAAAAUUAUAUAAUCCAUCCAGUUGCUUUUCAUCAAGGGAAAUGGGCAAUAAAGCUCAAGACUCAAUAGGAAAUAGAACCUAAAGUGGUACGAUUUGGUUGGAAUAAUCAAUCAGAGGCAUUAUAGUGGUAUGAUUUUUUUAAUGGGAAAUACCUGGCAACAUAAAUAAAAAAAGAGAACCAAGAGAAAACAUUAUAGGAAUGGGAUUAAUUUAUGCCAGAAUCUGAGAGAGUGAUAAAUUAAGGAGUCCCUUUAAUGGCCAUAAAGCCAAGUUAAAUAUCUCGAAUGAGGUAGAUGAUUCCAUUACUGCCUUAAUUUUUAUAAGUAAAUAGUAAUAUAAAUAUAAGAAUGACAUUGAAAUAAUAUUGGAAAACACUCAUGAAAAUUUAUAAGGCUUUUCAGAUAUCCAUUCCUUUAAAGUGCUAUUUCAAUCUUAGAAAAAAUAACUUUAUUAAGAUCCAAAUGAUUCUUUACAUAUGAGAUUUUUUUUAAAAUCAGAAAUGCCUCCUGCAAGAAUUUUCGAUGUAAUGAUGAUGUUUUUUUGAUAUAUUAGGAAUUAUCUAUACACACAUUCGUUGAUAAUUGGAAUCCUUAAGUAUCUAUUUAUUAGGUUUACCCAACCAAAAAAGAUUGUGCAAUAAUCUUCACAGAAUUCGAUAUGGAUUAGAAGUUGUCCAAUAACCAAUUAAAAUAAAAUGAGUUUGUUUCACAAGAGAGCUUUUGUAAAUAGUCAAAGUCUCACUCUCUAAAUUCGAAUCAAAAAAUUAGAUUAAUUUACACCUAAAAGCAUUUUUAAAUAGAUNAGUAUAACUGACUAUUUAAUUCUUAAUUUAAAUCAAGUUUCAAGUUGCUUCGAGAACUUUGAGAUAGUAGUUGAUGAUAUCUCCUUAUUUAAAGGUUACUUAAGUAAUUUAUUUUGAUAAAUAUUAGAUGCGAGAACAACAGAUAAAUUAGAAUAUAUUCUGAAUUACUCGAGAGAAUUUUCCAAUUUAUAAAAUAAGUAUAAAAUAUUGUCGUAUUUUAGUUAUUUUAAUAAAAUUGA
This is a messenger RNA of Paramecium sonneborni, 1224 nucleotides long. NCBI's taxonomy places the organism in Eukaryota, Ciliophora, Oligohymenophorea, Peniculida, Parameciidae. The record is from the annotation of a GenBank genome assembly.